AUGUCGUCGUCAGAGGGUGCGCCGGAGUCAUGGAUCUCCUCGUUCUGCUCCUUGAUGGGCCAUGAGUUCUUUGCCGAGGUGUCGGAGGACUUCAUUGAGGAUGACUUCAACCUGACUGGGUUGCAGUCGCAGGUGCCGAUGUAUAAGGAGGCACUGGAGAUGAUUCUCGACGUGGAGCCCGAGGAGGACGAGGAGGAGGAAGAGGAAGAGGAGGAGGAAGACGAAGAUGAAGUGCUAGGCGAUGAGCGACCCAUUGGCUAUCGCAGGGCAGGCGACCGGCGGCAUGCUCGCGUGGCGAGUGAUUUGAGCGUUAUCGAGAGCUCCGCAGAGCUGCUUUACGGAUUAAUUCACCAGCGAUACAUCACCUCGCGCCCCGGUAUCCAACAGAUGCUCGAAAAAUAUGAAAUGCAACAUUUCGGCGUCUGCCCCCGCGUCAACUGCGGCGGAUGCAAGGUCCUGCCCGUUGGCCGAUCUGAUACCCCGGGCCAGGAAACGGUCAAGCUGUUCUGCCCGAGCUGCAUGGAUAUCUACACUCCACCGAAUAGCCGCUUCCACUCGGUGGACGGAGCAUUCUUCGGCACCACAUUUGGCUGCCUAUUCUUUAUGACUUUCCCAGAUCUCAGUGUUGGACCUCGCCUGGACGGCGCGCUGACCGCCGCGGCUCUGGCCAACCGAUCCCCGCCUCCCCAGAUGCCGAACGAGCCGCCCACGCCAGAUGAACAGCCGCUGGAGAUUAACGGCAUGCACGCGUCCAACUUCUGUCCCGGCCUUGGACGCGGCAAGAUCUAUGACCCCAGGAUCUAUGGGUUCAAGGUUUCCGAGGUCUCGCGGGUGGGCCCACGCAUGAAGUGGCUCCGGAUGAAGCCGAGGGACAUCUACGAGGUGGAUGAGGCGCGGAACCACGAGUUCAACACAGUCUAUCGCGAGGAAGAGGCGCGAGAACACGAAGCACGCGAACGUGAGGCUGACAAAGAUGGCGAUACGGAAAUGAAUGCUGAACAAUCACAAGAAGCGGUAAUUGCGAAUCGGAAAAAGGCACCCAUGCGGCGGCGACGACCGACACCGGGCCAGGCGGCCGCGCCUUCGGACCAAAUGAGCGUGCAGAGCGCGGAGAUCGGCUAG
Penicillium canariense is the source of this 1122-nucleotide messenger RNA. Its product is annotated as casein kinase II subunit beta. Gene Ontology annotation, molecular function: protein kinase regulator activity. Lineage: Eukaryota; Fungi; Ascomycota; Eurotiomycetes; Eurotiales; Aspergillaceae. Bases 1 to 1122 code for a protein of 373 amino acids. The transcript has a single exon. Gene Ontology annotation, cellular component: protein kinase CK2 complex; cytoplasm. The record is from RefSeq and is a predicted model, not a curated record.